This is a messenger RNA of Drosophila obscura, 6117 nucleotides long. It is a transcript of the gene Nhe2, whose product is annotated as sodium/hydrogen exchanger 3. Lineage: Eukaryota; Metazoa; Arthropoda; Insecta; Diptera; Drosophilidae. The transcript has 20 exons. Gene Ontology annotation, cellular component: membrane. The record is from RefSeq and is a predicted model, not a curated record. Gene Ontology annotation, biological process: regulation of pH; sodium ion transport; proton transmembrane transport. Bases 17 to 4327 code for a protein of 1436 amino acids. Gene Ontology annotation, molecular function: sodium:proton antiporter activity.
CUAAGGUGGCAACACAAUGGCCAGCCUUACGGAACAGGACUAUGACAGUGCCACACCGGCACUGCAACAGGAAAUGAAUCUGGCCAGACGCGCCUGCUGGAGCAGCAGGAAAACCAGCAAGGAAUGUCCUUUGAAUGGUGCUAUAGAGAUUAAUGGAACCACAGCCAGGCACAGGCACAGGCACAGGAUAGAGUUAGUUGAAACCAAAAAUAAUGAACAACCACCGAUGAGAACAACCUGCUGCUGCACAUCCAAUCAGAGGAGCAGAUGGAUGCCACUUGGUGGCUUAAACCGAAGGAUGCUUGUCCUUUGCGCCAUCUUUUGUCUGCUGGCGGGCACCACUCUGGCACGCCCCAACACCAGGGCCAGUGUGGGCGCGGCCUCGACAGCGGAUGGAGCGGAAGGAGCUGUCACCCAAGGAAAUCUGGCAGAGACAACAGCGGAAACAGCAGUGGGCCAUGAUGCGACAACGCCGCCUCUGAAAGUGCCACGAGUGGAAUCCCUGGAAGAGAUGACUGCCUUGGAGAUGAAAGCAGAUGCAGAUGAUGGUGGUGGCCAUCAGGAGAUAAAGCGGUAUCCGCUCUCUCAGGUGGACUUUGGUCAUGUCAAGACUCCGUUCAUCAUUGGAGUGUGGAUACUGUCGGCUAGUAUAGCCAAAAUUGGUUUCCAUAUGACGCCCAAAUUGCAUCUAAUAUUUCCGGAAUCAUGUCUACUGAUUGUUGUGGGCGUGGCCAUCGGUGUAGUCCUAUAUUUCUGCACCGAUGUGGCCGUCUCCCCACUGACCCCCAACACGUUCUUCUUCUAUAUGCUGCCACCGAUUAUCCUGGAUGCGGGGUACUUUAUGCCCAAUCGAUUGUUCUUUGACAACCUUGGAACCAUCCUGCUGAUGGCCGUUGUCGGAACCAUCUUCAAUAUAGCCACAAUCGGAGGUGCACUGUAUGCCUGUGGAUUGACGGGCAUCUAUGGGGAGACCGAGACGCCAGGACUGAUGGAUAUCUUCCUGUUUACAUCGCUGAUAUCCGCCGUGGAUCCGGUGGCUGUGCUGGCCGUAUUCGAGGAGAUACACGUCAAUGAGAUCCUAUAUAUUGUUGUCUUUGGCGAAUCCCUGCUGAACGAUGCCGUUACGGUUGUCAUGUACCACAUGAUGGAGGGUUACACCACCAUUGGAUUGGACAAUGUGAUACCCCAGGAUAUAUUUAGCGGUUGCGGUUCCUUCUUCAUUGUGGCCCUGGGUGGCACAGCCAUUGGCGUCAUUUGGGGCUUCCUGACGGGUCUGGUGACACGUUUCACCGAUCAUGUGCGUGUAAUUGAACCCAUCUUUAUCUUUGUGAUGGCCUAUCUGGCAUAUCUAAAUGCGGAAAUCUUUCACAUGAGUGGUAUAUUGGCGAUAACCUUCUGUGGUAUUACAAUGAAGAACUAUGUAGAGUCGAAUAUAUCCCAAAAGUCGCACACAACCGUGAAAUAUGCUUUAAAGAUGUUAUCCAGUUCGGCGGAAACGAUUAUAUUUAUGUUCCUAGGCGUGGCCACGGUCAACAAUAUGCAUGUAUGGAAUACAUGGUUUGUGAUCCUAACCAUUACAUUUUGCUCUGUAUUUCGGGUGUUAGGUGUUAUCCUUUUGACGGCCAUUGCCAAUCGCUUCCGUCUCCAUAAGCUGUCGGCUGUGGAUCAGUUUGUGAUGUCCUAUGGCGGCCUUCGUGGCGCUGUGGCCUUUGCCCUCGUGCUGCUGGUCGAUGAGAAUGUGGUCAAGCAAAAGAAUAUGUUUGUGACCACCACCAUAGCUGUGAUCUACUUUACUGUCUUCCUGCAAGGCAUCACCAUCAAGCCGCUGGUCAGCAUAUUGAAUGUGAAGCGUGCAAAUAAGCGUAAACCCACCAUGAAUGAGCGUAUACACGAGAGGUUUAUGGAUCACUUGAUGGCUGGCAUUGAGGAUAUUGUGGGCAAGACGGGCAACUACAAUGUGCGUGAUAAAUUCAAGCGUUUCGACAAUCGCUUUAUCCGCCCCCUGAUUAUAAGGGAUCUGAAGGGCGCCGAACCGAAGAUCAUUGAGACGUACUCGAAGCUAACGAUGCGCGAUGCCAUGGAGGUGAUGCGAAGGAAUCCCUCGACAAUUGGGCAAAUGACUGGCACCGAAUCGAUGAGCGCUCUGUUUAGGAAUUAUACCAAUAACUAUAUUGGUGUCAGGUGGGCACCGCCAACCAUAUAUACCACAUGUCCCAGUCUGACAAAUCUAGACAAUACAUGUUCGCGAAAUCUGGACAUGGCUGAGCUGGACUACAAUCCAUCCAAGAAGGAUCUGACUGAUGCCAAGAUCCAUCAUAUGUUGGCCGAAGAGCUGAAGCCUUAUAGAAGGGCCUCAAUACAAAUGCACCGUCGUCUUAGUUAUAGCCGACACGCAGUAGAUGACAGAGAUUUAUCCACCCAGGUCAAUUACAAAAUGCAAAUGAAUUUCCGAAGGAUGUUCAAUGAUCGCAAACAUCACAAGCGCAGCAAACGUGGAGCUAGCAAUAAGGAACCCAAGGAGAAUGUCAAACAGAAUCAUGUCUCGUUCCAUGAUUUCCAACAGAACGGCACCACCAAGCAGCUCGCCAAUGACUAUAUUAACAAUGUGCUUAAUGAAACAGCCGAGGAAGGCCAACAGAAUCCGAACGAGAUUAAUGUUGUUGGCCCCAGCGACGAUUGGGAUGACGGCCUGACCUUCACAGCUAAAUCAUCACCUGACUCGGAUCGCGCAAAUAACAAUUCUCUGAUAGCCCACAUACAAAACCUGCCUGGUUUUGAUGCCUCUAAGGCACGAAUCGUCGUACAGCAUUAUGCCCCGAUGGCCGAUGAUCCCGACUCCGAGUUAGACUCGCCGGAUCCAGUUGGACCCACAGCGGCUGAAUUGAUAUUGCCCUGGCGACGGGACCGUUCAUACCAGAGCAUUGUUGCCGAAAAUCCCAUACCCGAGGAGGAUCGGAAUUUGUCCCGCGAAUCGGAUGGAGAACGACGUGUGGCCACUCCCACGGCCACCGAGUCGCAGUUGCCGUGGAAGCGCGGCGGGGAGGAGUGCACGGAUGCAGUGCAGCAGAACGAGUUUCCUGCCUGGGCCUCAAACAAGGAGUACUUGGCCUACAAUUCCCCAAGCGCAACAUUCCUAGGUGGUAUAAACAAGCCUAAACAGCCCAAGUCCGUCAUAGGUCUCUUCCGGCGUGAGAGUAGCAGUUCGAAGGGCGGCAGCAUUGGCAUCGGCAGCACCGGUGCUGUGGACGCCUCUGCCAGCGGUGAUCCCAUGGUUGUGCCUUCUUCUGCUAUGAUUCUGGGCCCCCCAGGUGCGGCCCUGAGCACAGCCCCCUCCACGUCCAUGCACAAUCCGCGCCUGGACAAGCGCUCCCAAUCGAUAUCAUCGGGUUCGCUGGGUGGCGGCGGCAGCGGUGGCGUCGUCCCCCACCAUCAACUGGGUCCGGAUGGACACUCCGGCCCGUUUCCAGUCACCGCCAGCCAUCGGCGGAAUGUGCGACGCGGCUCCAUGCUGGAGCUAAGCGGACUUCUUGUAACUGGACGCAGACCCAGUAGAAUUUUGCAUAUUAGUCCGGGAGCCGCUACUUUGCUAGAAACAGCCAAGAUCACAGCAACUCCUUCUCCUCCACCUCCUUGUACUUCUUCACGACCUUCUACUUCAACAACAACUACAAUAACAACAGUUCCAACAACACCAACAUCAACAACAACAAUAACUACAUCCACAACCAAGAACAAGAACAACACCUUCAACAAUCCAACAGAAAGCACAACUGGGAGCGCCUCAAGCUCCACGCCCACCUCCACCACAUCGGAGAGUAGCGCCACAUACUACUAUCCCAAUGACACAAUACCCGAGGAAUCAACGUACCAACACGGACACUCCAAGUCCCUCUGCGAGCCGGCGGACACCGACGACUGGGAGGGUGCUCCUCUGACCGCCGCCAGCGGAGCCAACAGUGAGCGUCUUAUGCAGAGUGGUCGGGAGCCCCUUCUGCCGCGUCUUGGGGCCACGCCUCGAGCCCAGAUCCGACGUAUGAACGCGGGAGCGGUUGGCGGCUCGGCGGUGGGCGUACCUGGCAGAAAAAAUCAGGUGACCACGGCAUUGCUGGACUACGAGGACACCGACACGGACUCCGAUGAGGAGGAGGAGGAUGACGAUGAGGACGAGGAUUUUGAUUUGUAUGACGACGAGAAUAUUGUGGUCACCACCUUUACGACGCCCGCCACACGAAUAGGAUCGAGUCCAGGUUCCACUUCAUCGCCCACCACCACGACGACGACGACGAGCAUUCGCCUGACACGGAACAACGACGAAAGCAUCAUUUGAGUGCCAAGUACCGAGGGCGAUGUGGAGGAGAAAACACGUUGUCCGAGUCGUACCCGUUCGAGGAGUGUGUUCCAGUACGAGAUGUUCUACUAGGGGUCUGCAAUUUGCAAUCUACGAUACGAUGACGAUGGGAUAUACAUUUAUAUGGAUUAGUUUUAAGCAUAAAGUUGACAAAAGUUGCAAAAUAGUUUCUCCGAAAACGGUUUAAAACAAAAAGCUUUAUAAUUAUUAACAACAAAUCAGACACAAAAUUAGAUAAAAAUACAAAAAAGAAAAUUAAUGAAAUUGGAAUGUAUAUAGAACGAAAUUUGAGCCACAAAUUGAUUUAUUCUUGUUCCUCGUUUAAGUCGCUUCUUAAGCUUUUCAUUCUUCAUAGAUCCCCGACGGAGGGACACUUCCAGUUUUUGUUUAGGGUUUAGUCGCGGAAAAUUGUUAUAAUUAUUGUACCGUGAACAUGCACAGUACAUAAACAGUAUAGAACCGAUAUUUAUAUAUACUUUAGUGAUUACAGCUGAUGUGUUCCAAAUAGCAAGCAAGCAUAUUAAUUGUGUAAUAAUUAAACAAAGCGUAGCCAAAGUUCAUUGUGUAAGCCUAUGAGAAUCGUUGAUUUCGUUGUGUUUUAGUUUAGCGAAAAUGUACCACUUACUAAAAAUAUGUAAGCUCAGAUUCAGAUACAGAUCCGUACUUAAGCGUGCACUUAGUUCGAUAUGAAAAUAGUAAAUCGCCGAGUUUAGUUCAAUUUUAGCCUUAGUUCUAUGUGUAACACCUUAUUUCUGUAUAGCCGCAGAGUCAAUACUAAGAAUUAUCGAUGGGAUGUAACUAAAAAUUAAAAUUAAAAAUGGGAAUAAAAGUUUAGUGCAUUUUUAACUUCUUUUCGUUUCGGAUAGUGGCAGAUCUGUUGGCCCAAAACUAUAAAAUAUAAAUACAUAUACACAAAAAUCGAGUAAAUGGCAAGAGUUAUGUAAUUUAUAAAUUAUUUUUGUAAACAUUUACGAACGAUAAUGAUAAAGAUAACUAAUAAAAAUGUUUAGGGAGUGCGAAAGAGUUUUGUGAACGAUUUUUAAGAGUGUGGACACUGAGUGUAUGACUAUGAUUGGGGCAUGUGAAAGUGAAAGAUUAAAAUGCUCAAAUCAAAGCAAAGUAAUUACUAAGAAAUACAUAGUUGAAUAUCCAAUAUGCUGAGGUAUUUAGAUUUAAAUAAUGCAGUAGAAUAAUUCUGCAUAGAGCACCAGAGCAGAACAGAAAAGAUCAGAAAGAGCCAACUAGAAACAAACAUACGAGUAGUAGCCAGUAUCCAGGAUGGGGAACGAAACCUACCUACCAACAAAUAUUUUCGUGUGUGUAUACAUCUCGGGUGUACGUAUGAAGAGGAACCUACCUACUAAUAUAAAAUACUAUACAUACAUAUAUAUUUUGUAAUUAAUGUGCAACGCGCCCUGUACCAAACUACGAGUAUAAUUUAAUUUUCUGCCUACAAUAUAAGUAGUUGGUAUUAUGAUUUAUCCAAGAAAUUGCCUUCUGAAUGUGCACGCUAGACCAGAUUGAGAGAGAUCUGCUUAAGUUCCAACUUCUGUCUACUGCAUAGAUAUUGUAAUAUUCGUUUUUAUGUGCAUUUUGAUUUCGAUCUGAAAGACAAUAAACAGCUAUAUGGAGGAACCCACUCGUCUCCUGGAAAUUGUCAUUUCAAUAAAUCUGAAAAGGAAAAAUUAAAAAAAAAAAAAAACAAAACAAAAACCAAAUCAGAGCUGUGUUACAUUAUGACCAGGUUUUCUAUAUAAACUUGACUUGUU